GAGGUCAAUCAGUCCCACUACGGAGCCUCCUCAGUCUCCCACUGUUUCACCGGCUCCAUGUGGUAGCACAACCGCAGCUGCUGUUGCCUCGUCAAUAGACGGUAUUUUUCUUUUUUAGGUUCAUUUUGGGCUCAGCAAUUAAACUGAAGACUUAAGUUGGACUUUUUCUUUCAGAUGUGACCAAGCGUGGAAGAAAAACCAAACUUUUACUUCAGCUUAACUCUGUGGAAUUUGUGUCCUGGUUUUAAACCCUGGGAAAGUUGGCGGUUUUUGCCCGGAUUUGAAGCUCGCGGCUGCUUGCGAACUGGAUAAGCCGGCAGAGCGGAGAGCUGCCCCCACCGACAACAGCCCCCCGGUUCAGCUCAGAGGACUGAGGAGGUUUAGUUUGGACGUAGGGAGCGAUCGCGGCGGACCGUGGAGUGGAGCUAAGCUGCUGCCAUUCAAGGUUGGGGUUGCUACUGCAGAGAUCUGUUAUUUGUGAUUACUGGAUACUCACUGGGAUGGGCAGAGGAUAGAAGUGGAACAUCAAUAACAUUAAAGCUUUAGGAGGGAAUUCCCAACAUUCAUGAGCUACAAAACCCCCAUCCACAUCCUCAAGAUCUGACACUGUGUCUACAGUGACUGUAUGCAUAGUCAUUUAAACGGACUAAUCACUACUGAUUCAUCAAGGUUCAGUACAUCGGGAUGUGUCUUUGAUUGAAUGAGUGUGUUUAUAUUUGGGGGCGUCUUGUGUGUGUGUGUGUGUGUGUGUCCGACUGUGCAGUUGAUCUCUCCAGAGGGGACAUGCCCCUUUAACACCCAAUUACCAAACAAAUGAAUUGUUGCUAUGCCACCCGGGAUGGUGCAUUUGUUAUAUGCUCUCCUCUCUGUCCUGAUUGGCUGUGCGGUCACUUGGAGCCCCACCCCCCACAGCCGUUACCCAUCAUUCCUCUGCAAUGACACGCACUUUGAGCACCUGGCGCUGCACCCUGACCCUGUCUCGGGCCGUGUGUACCUGGGCGCUCGUGACCGCCUUUUCCAGCUGUCCUCCGAUCUGGUGCUGGAGUUCGAGGCAGAGACAGGGCCUGUGACAGACAGUCGUGAAUGCCUGCCCCCCAUUAGUGAGGCCAACUGCCCUAUGGCCCGUCGGACCAGCAACCACAACAAACUCCUGUUGGUGGACCCUUACAGAAAUGAGCUAAUCAGCUGCGGCAGCAUUCACCAGGGAACUUGCCAGAAGCGCAGCUUGGAAAACGUGGGGACAGUGCUUUUCUCAGCUGAGAGGCCAGUGGACACACAGUAUGUGGCGGCCAAUGACCCGGAUGUGUCCACUGUGGGGCUGGUGGUAUUAGCAGGUGGCAGUAAGCAGCCGGUACUGUUUGUUGGUCGUGGCUACACCAGCAGCCAACCGCCCAUCUCCACUCGUAACCUAGCAACCGAGCCGCUCUUUUCAUAUGAGGAAACGGCUAAGCUGGCUGUAGCUGGGCGUCUGUCGGAGUAUGACCAUCAUUUCGUUGCCUCAUUCGCGCACCGCACCCACGUCUACUUCCUGUUCUACCGCAGAGACCUGAAGUUGCCGUCACGUGAAUACCGCACAUAUAUUUCCCGUGUGUGCCUGGAUGACUCUGCUUACUAUUCUUAUGUGGAGGUGCCAUUGAGCUGCCGUUCAGCAGCAGCAAAGAACUACAACCUGCUACAGGCUGUGCGAGUGGGCAGGUCACAGGGAGAUGGGGCAGAGGAGGAGGAGAUCUUGUUGGGGGUUUUCUCCACCCGCUUGACCUCGUCCAGCAAACCUAGCGAGGAGUCAGCCCUUUGUAUGUUCUCCCUGCACGAGCUGGACAGACGCAUAAACGCCACCCGUGACCUCUGCUACACGAAAGAGGGCCGCACAGAUGGGCAUGAGGCGGCCUACAUCGAGUAUGAGGUCAAAUCAAACUGUGCCAAUCUGCCAGAGAACACUCUGAAUGCUUAUCCCUGCGGUUCUGAUCACACCCCUAGUCCUAUGGCCAGCCGGUUGGCAGUGGAGGUUGAGCCUAUACUGGACAGUCCAUCUGCCCGGCUUACUGCAGUGGCUGUGAGUGUGCGGGCGGGGCACACCAUCGCCUUUCUAGGAGACUCCAAGGGAAAUUUACACAAGGUGUUUCUGGGUCCUGAUGGUGAGGUGGAGGAAUAUGCCAUUAUCCCUAUCCAGCCGAACACACCAAUCAGCAGUGAGCUGACUCUUGACCAGUCAGAGGAGUUCCUGUAUAUCAUGACCAGCACUAAGCUGGAGAAAAGGCCUGUAGCAGAGUGUCACGAGCACCUAGACUGUCAGUCCUGUCUCUCGGCUCAUGAUCCAUACUGUGGUUGGUGUGUGCUGGAGGGAAGGUGUGGUCAGCAGGGGAAGUGUGCACGUGGGGAGCAGGCUGAUCAGUGGCUGUGGAGUUUUGAUAUGGAGCAACAUUGUCUGACAGUUCAAGCCCUCACACCAUCCAACAUCAGCAGAGAGGAGAGCAAGAGUAUUUCUCUGUCUAUCCCGGGUCUCCCGAGGCUUCAGGAUGGGGAAUCGUACUCCUGUUUCUUCAAGGACAGCCCAUCCCCAGCCACCGUCACUGAGACUGGGGUCACCUGCCCCUCCCCAGACCCUCAGAGAGUGCCUACUGUGCGCCCUGGCCAAGAUUCUGUAACAGUCAUGCUGUCCUUACGGUUUGGUGAUGUCAUUGUGACCUCUCGGGAAUUCACCUUCUAUGACUGCACUGUUGUAAAGCAACUAUCAGGGAGCACACCUUGUCGUGGUUGCGUGUCCAGCCGCUGGGGCUGUAACUGGUGUGUACAGCAGCAUAUGUGUACCUAUAAGGCUGUGUGCGAGCAAGGGGUCAUCAUUUACAAUGAAAAUUUCAAAGUCCCCACGCCCUCCCCUCCUCUAACCACACCUGCAAAGAUCACAACAACAAUCCCUCCAACCCCAACACACACUUCCCCUACCACCACACAACGGACUGAUCCUCCAACUACAACAACCAUUGCAACCACUACAUCUACUAUUCCAACUACUCAAGCUACAACUACAGCUACAACUACGCCAGAACCAACCAUUUCCACUUCAGCAGUCACAACCCCUGCUCCAACAACAUUACCAACAACCCCUGAGCCGACUGCUGCUCCCACCAGCCCCAUGCUUCCGACCCCUGCGGCCCAGACGUUGGCCACUACCUCUGCAGACUCUACCCUGCCUGUCUUAGAGGAGACAACUUCAGAGGAGAUCUUUCCAGCUGGUGAAACAGAGGCUGAAGCGCUGAGCGAGAGGGCCCUGAUCACUGUAUCCAGUUUGGAUGUCAUCAUGGAUACAGAGCCACCACUUGUCACAACGGUAGGCGAGGAGCUGCAGGUGUUGCCGACAACUGCUGCGGAGGAAUUUCCAUUAUCUGUGGAAAUCUCACCACUGUUGGAACCAAUAACUAGUGCUCCAACCCUUCCCAGCAGCCCCCAGAUUGUAGACGAAUCACCAUCGUUGGCUGAGCCUCCAACUGAAACUCAACCCACAAUGCAUCAGGAGAAUCCUGGGACGGCAGUGGCAGACUCGGAAUCUGACGACGUCUUGCCCUUAUCGCUAACAGAAAGCCCCGUCUUGACAUCUGAACUGCCGAUUCACUCUGAGGACAAAGUGGUCGAAACUGAGACACAGACGCCCCGCCUCCCACCGGAGGAAGUGGAGCCUGAUGUGGAAGAAGUUGCUGUGGCUGAGAACGACACUACCACUUUUUCAGCAACAACGGUCCUGUCAGGGGAUGGAGAAGUAGACCAAGCUGCUCCUGCUUACCCUCGGCUAUUGGAUACGGACUCUGAGUUAGACUACCAGUACGACAUGGGGGACCUUUAUCUACCGGGAGAUGAGGGCUCAUUGGUCAGUUGGGGGUCAUCUGCAUGUCCGUGUGUAGAGAAGGUACAAGGCUCCCCACUGCUGCCUGUGCAGAUGGAGAGGAAGAUCACUCUGUUGGCCCGGAACCUUCAUCUCUACCAGGAGCAAGAUUUGGAGUAUGAGUGUGUGUUAGUGAUUGAGGGACAAACUGUGGUGGUGGAUGCUUAUGUGGAGAAAGACGAGAUGAAUCCCUCCCUCUUUGACAUCACUUGUCAACAUCACCAGUAUUCCUACGCAGCCUUGGUGGAGGAGUACAAUGCCAUGGUUUACGUAAAGAGGAGGGACACCUUUCAUGUGGACAGUGCUAAUGACUUGUAUGUGACAUUGUACAACUGUUCAGUGGGCCGUUCAGACUGCAGUCGAUGUCACACAGCAGAUCAGAAGUACGGGUGUGUGUGGUGUGGAGGGGCUCAGUCGAGCUGUGUGCACAAAGAGUCCUGCUCACAGCACAUUGAAAAAACCUGCCCUGCUCCAGUCAUUCACUUUAUUGAGCCUCUGUCAGGGCUGAUAGAGGGAGGCACCACUCUCACCGUCUCCGGCUCUAACCUGGGCCAGAAGCCUCAAGACAUCCUGAGAUCAGUCAUUGUGGCUGGGGUUUCCUGUAAAGUCAUACCACACCUGUAUGAGAUAUCAUCCAGGAUUGUGUGCACAACAGAAGAGAAUGGCGCGGAAAGCUCAGGUCACGUAUCGGUAGAAGUACCUGGAAUAGGGUUUGGCCUGUCCAGCCAGACGUUCAGCUACCAGAACCCAGAGCUGGAGGCGGUGAGUCCACAGAGGGGGCCACGUGCAGGGGGGACCUCUCUCACCAUCACAGGGAGGAAACUGUUGACUGGCAGAGCCAGUGACAUAAGUGUGCUGCUGGAUGAUGUCCCCUGUCGAAUUGUGUUAGAUGUGCAGGAGGGCAGCAUUGAGUGCAUCACCGGCGCCAGCAACAAAACUGGAGAGCACAGGGUGACAGUACGCUAUGGCAGCAGUGAGCGAAAUCUCCAUGGCAGUGGCUUCUACUACACCUCUGACCCUAACAUCACUCAGGCCAUGCCCUCAAAAAGCUUCCUCAGCGGUGGCCGCUUGAUCUAUGUGGCGGGACACAACUUGGAUGUCGUCCAGGAGCCACGUAUCCGAGUGACUAUGUUUCCCUCAAACUCCAUCUCCCGCAGGAAGAGAGGGAGUAGACGGAGGAGAAGAAAUAGAGGAAGCGUUAUAAACUCAGAGGUCGACCAAGGGUUGCUAUGGAGACACAGGAGGAUCAUUCCAGAACCAGACUGCCCAGAAAACACCUUGUGUUCUGUCAAGGUUUUUGAAGAGCGGUGUGAGGUGAACACUUCCUCCCUCCUCCUGUGCCGGACCCCUGCUGUGGGCCCCCAGGUGAUUGGUGCUGACAUACAGGUGGAGUUUCUUCUGGAUAAUUUGCGCUUCGACUUCAGCUCCAUUAGCCAGUCAUCUUUCACCUAUGAGCUUAACCCAACUCUCCACCCCCUCAACCAUCACGACCCCAGCCAGCCCUUCCGCUACAAACCAGGAUCAGUUAUAUCAGUAGAAGGGGAGAAUCUGGACCUGGCCAUCUUUAAAGAGGAGGUGGUAGCUCUCAUUGGCGAAGGUGUGUGUGCAGUUAAAACUCUGACACGGAACCACCUUUACUGUGAGCCACCCCCCCAGCAGCCCUCCCCCUCUAACAGCCACGGACGCAAGCGGGAGGGAGCUGACGCUCUGCCUGAGUUCACAGUGCAGAUGGGGAAUUUGAACUUCUCUCUGGGUCGGGUGCAGUAUGAUUCCCUCAGUCCGUCCACCUUCCCCAUGGAGGCUCAGAUAGGGGUUGGAGUGGUGGCCUCGCUCGUGGUCCUUAUUGUGGUGAUCAUUGUACUCAUUUACAGGAGGAAGAGUAAGCAAGCUCUGAGGGAUUACAAGAAGGUUCAAAUUCAGCUAGAGAAUCUGGAGACCAGCGUUAGAGACCGCUGCAAGAAAGAGUUUACAGACUUGAUGACUGAAAUGAUGGAUAUGUCGAGUGAUCUCGUGGGAUCAGGGAUUCCAUUUCUGGACUAUAAGAUGUAUGCUGAGCGGAUCUUUUUCCCGGGCCAUCGGGAAUCGCCUCUGCGCAGGGAUCUGGACGUGCAGGACUGUCGGCGGGCCACAGUGGAGCAGGGCCUCGUCCAGCUCUCCAAUCUCCUCAACAGCAAACUCUUCCUUACCAAGUUCAUCCACACGUUGGAGAGCCAGAGGACGUUCUCUCCCCGAGAUCGUGCUUACGUGGCAUCUCUGCUCACAGUAGCUCUGCACGGCAAGCUGGAGUACUUCACCGACAUCCUGAAAACACUGCUUAAUGAUCUCGUUGAGCAGUACGUGGCCAAGAAUCCCAAACUUAUGCUCCGCAGAACUGAGACUGUUGUUGAGAAGCUUCUGACCAACUGGAUGUCUAUAUGCCUCUAUGCUUUCCUGAGGGACUCAGCAGGGGAAUGUCUGUACAUGCUCUUUAGAGCUAUAAAGCACCAGGUGGAUAAAGGCCCUGUGGAUGCAGUGACUGGCAAAGCCAAAUACACGCUCAAUGACAAUCGCCUGCUGAGAGAGGACCUGGAGUACCGCACACUGACUCUGAAUGUGCUGAUGCAAGGAGUGGGACUGAAUGAGACUCAGCCAGUAGCUGCUAAAGUACUGGACUGUGACACUAUAACCCAGGUCAAAGAGAAGAUUCUAGACCAGGUCUAUAAGGGAACCUCAUAUUCCCAUAGACCACACACAGAUUCACUGGACCUGGAAUGGCGGUCAGGUGUGGCAGGUCACCUCAUUCUCUCAGAUGAAGAUCUGACAUCGGUAGUACAGGGCAGCUGGAAACGCCUCAACACACUUCAGCAUUACAAGGUUCCUGAUGGAGCUACAGUGGCUCUUGUGCCACGCCACAGCAAACACAUCCACCAUGACAACCAUGACUAUGUGGCAGGAGAAAAGACACCCAUGCUGGAGGAUGCUGAUGAGGGUGGGGUUAGACUGUGGCACCUAGUGAAGGCCAGUGAAGAACCAGAGCUGCCCAAACACAGACGGGGCAGUUUGAGAGAAAGAGAGAGAGCCAAGGCUAUUCCGGAGAUUUACCUCACACGCCUGCUCUCCAUGAAGGGCACUCUGCAGAAGUUUGUGGAUGACCUGUUCACAGUAAUUUUGAGCACGAGUCGGCCAGUUCCUCUAGCUGUGAAAUACUUUUUUGAUCUGCUGGACGAUCAGGCGGCGCAUCACAGCAUCACGGACGCAGAGACCAUCCACAUAUGGAAAACCAACAGCCUGCCCUUGCGUUUCUGGAUCAACAUUGUGAAGAACCCUCAGUUCAUCUUUGAUGUGCAGGCGUCAGAUAAUGUGGACGCAGUACUGUCAGUCAUCGCCCAGACCUUCAUGGACUCCUGCACUAUCGCUGAGCACAAACUGGGCAGGGACUCCCCCAUCAACAAGCUAUUGUAUGCCAGAGAUAUUCCUCGCUAUAAGCAAAUGGUGGAGAGGUACUAUGCUGACAUCAGACAAACCAUUUCAGCUAGUGAUCAAGAGAUGAACUCUGCUCUGGCUGAGCUCUCCAGGAAUUACUCAGGAGAGCUGAAUUAUCUGGUGGCCCUGCAUGAACUAUACAAGUACAUCAACAAAUAUUAUGACCAGAUCAUUACUGCCUUAGAGGAGGACACCACAGCUCAGAAGAUGCAGCUUGGUUAUCGUCUCCAACAGAUCGCAGCCGCUGUGGAAAACAAAGUGACGGACUUGUAACUGAGAGAUCAUGUAUAGGCAGAACUUUGGAUGAUGGGAGAAAUGGGAUAGUGAAAGAAAAUGGCACACGGAUCGACGGACACACUGUAUGAAGUGACUGCAGAGGAAGGAAUCAUGAAAGGAGGGGAUGGGUUAUGUAGAAUGAACAAAUAAGAUGGAUGUAAAUGAUGGAGCACACAAUGUCACUUUAGAUUUAAAGAGAAGACACAAUGUGUUAGGUGAAUAUACAAGGUUCUUGUCUUUAUCUGAGACGAGAUGGUCACAGAGACUCUGUAUCCCUCUCUGAAUGGAGGAGGAAAUCCAGUACAAGCUGAUGAUCCACUGCGUUCAUCCUUUCGAAGAGAAUAAGCUGCCAGAUUUCACGUGUGGAAAGACAUCCACCACCAUGAGUGAAGUCCCUGCUUGGGGAACAGUGGGUAUAAACAUUUGUGACUACUGGAAUUCUCUUCAAAUUGAAAAGGAGUGGGGUGAUUCCUGUUCGAGCCAAUUAGCUGACUUCUUUCCUUAUUGACUGGUGAAAUUGGAGUUUGCUGGUGAUCAGUUUUGACCCAAAAAGGCAAUCUCUGGGGAGGAAUGACUGGAAAACAUACCUGCUGUUGGAGCAGAGAGCAGUGAGGUCAUCAAAAAGUAUGACCUGCACGGGUCAAAACAAAUUGUACGUGUCAUAAAACAUUUGCUCUUCUGUCUUUCUCUACCUCUUCAUACAUUUCACUGUUUCUUCCAUUACGUUUUUCUUUUUCACUAAUUCUUUUUCCUAGACCACCAAUAUCACAGGUAUACAGAUCACAACCAUCAGUACAGUACUAACAGCAUUUGUACUAAAGCAGUGAAGUGUUUGGCAUUAACUGGUACCAUUUUAUUUUCUCCUGUCUAAAGUCACUGGUAAAGAUUAAGAGAAAUUCCAAGGGUGUAAAAUGUCAAUGUAGAAUAUUCUCAUUGUAGAUUAUUAUUUAUUUGAUUUUAGAGUAUGUAAGCUCGCAUUUUUUUAGCCUUUUUCUUUCACACCUUUCUGUGACAUAUCCGUCCAAGUCAUGAAGAGGAGCUGUUGCUAAAACAACGGCAACAAGUCUACAGGCCAUUGGACAUUCCAGGCAAGAACAUUCAGUGAACUGAGAUCGUUCUCCAAGACAUCUCUAUUCUAGCACUAAAAUUUGAACGUUUUGUCUGAUCCGUCAAGGUACUGAGAGCUCUUGAGUAAGAAUCACUGGAAGGAUGCUUGUAGGACAUGAACCUGACUGAAUUCUCUCUGUAAGAUGUAAUGACUGAAGUGAACUCUGCAUUUGGGCAUAGUUAUGAACUGUGUUCAGACAUUCCUGUAUGUGUUAUGAGAGAAACCGAGCUUGUCACAUAGGUUAAUGUUUUGAAAGUUAUGUUGUGUCAUGUUCAAUUCAUACUUUUUUUUUUUUUUUUUUUAAUUACCCAGAUUGCAAGUGUUCAGUGGGCUUUUGGCAGCCUUCAACAUUUUAAUUUAAAAAAGAGUGGCGGUCAUAAAUAGUUUUUACUGAGGGUGAUUAAUGCCCAUCCUAAAGCAGAUAUAGAAAGGGAGAGAAAACCGAAUCGACCUAAAAGGAGUCUAACAUGUAUGAAGGUGCUGCAGAGGCAUCUAGUAGUGAGACAAAUCUGGUUAAAUGGUACGUUAGAUUAAUGGACCACUCAUACACCUAGUGUUAUGAAUUGUGUGAGAUAAAAUGUGUGCAGAAAUCAUCAGAGGGAAUUAUAAAGGUAUAACUGUUAUUAGGUUGUAUAAAUUCUUAUGUGUAGACUAGAGCAGGCUCGACCCUAAACUGUUUUUUAAUUAUUUCUUUUUUAUAUUUUGUUAAUAUCAUCGUAAAUACUGAUUGUCUCCCACCUGUAGCUUCUUACCAACAGUAUGUGAAAUUUUUUACAAAUUAUAUUGAGAGGUAAUAAAAUAUUCUAAAUCUAA
Pygocentrus nattereri (red-bellied piranha) is the source of this 9536-nucleotide messenger RNA. It is a transcript of the gene plxnb1b, whose product is annotated as plexin b1b. The coding region runs from base 827 to 7612 and encodes 2261 amino acids. Gene Ontology annotation, cellular component: semaphorin receptor complex. Lineage: Eukaryota; Metazoa; Chordata; Actinopteri; Characiformes; Serrasalmidae. The transcript has 42 exons. Gene Ontology annotation, molecular function: semaphorin receptor activity; protein binding. Gene Ontology annotation, biological process: regulation of GTPase activity; negative regulation of cell adhesion; regulation of cell migration. The record is from RefSeq and is a predicted model, not a curated record.